Gloeophyllum trabeum ATCC 11539 is the source of this 786-nucleotide messenger RNA. RefSeq lists its product as uncharacterized. Gene Ontology annotation, cellular component: cytoplasm; nucleus. The transcript is spliced from 3 exons. The record is from RefSeq and is a predicted model, not a curated record. Bases 1 to 786 code for a protein of 261 amino acids. Gene Ontology annotation, molecular function: ornithine decarboxylase inhibitor activity. NCBI's taxonomy places the organism in Eukaryota, Fungi, Basidiomycota, Agaricomycetes, Gloeophyllales, Gloeophyllaceae. Gene Ontology annotation, biological process: positive regulation of protein catabolic process.
AUGAUCUCUACUAUUACUCCACUACGUUCUCUGGCGGACCCGGGUGGCGUUUUUGACACCCCUAACGAGAAAUGCCCUCCUGAUCGAGGGUCGUCGGACUGGGUGACAGACAGUUCGGCGCGCAUCUUCUCCUCUUCUCCAGUUUCCGACCGAUCAUCCAUGCUCAGUCUCUCCGAACCUGACUACUUCCCUAAAUCCAUCGUCUAUCCGCCUACUCCUCCGCCUGAGGACGUCCAUACCACACUCGACUCCGUUUCGCUUGUCCCUGGAGCUGUAGUUGCAUCGCCUCAAGCAAUCCGUGGCAGAUCUCGAGCCCCUGCUCAAGACCUGAUAACGCCUCCCUUGACUCCAGACGAUGGAGACGAUGGGGAUGGAAGCGUCUCCGCGAUCAGCGCUAAACAGUCGAAUGCCGCCCUCGAUUUUCUGACUGCUCUUUUCCCUCGCAAUGGUCUUAGUGCUUUGCCCUACGCCAAGAGUGUUUCAAUCUCUGCUCCCAACAUGGCCGGUGCCUUUGAGGGCGUCGUGCUAGAAUUACCAGGCAAACCCAAGACUAUCUAUGUUAACGGCAAAAACGCCGAUAGUGUUAACUUGAGGGAAAGCAUCGUCGUUCUUCUAGAGUUGGCCGAUGAACAACUGCAGUGUUCCGCACUCGUCAUCGCUCUUGAGCGGUCUUCCCCUGCUUUGGGAGACCUCUUACAUGCUUUGAUGUACGUGGGUGGCACCGUUGUGACUAAAGCUCCUUUCCAGGUUGACCCGGCGUACGUGCUUGUGGGCAUGGAGAUAUGA